AUGGCGGAUGAAGACGAGGUAGAGGUGCGAGGAAUAAAAAGACCUCUUGUCGAAAACUACAGCGACGAUGAAGAAGAAGAGGAAGCUCGAAGAAAACAAGAACACAGUGCUUAUCAGAGUAGACAUUGUCCUUAUCUUGACACCAUAGACAGGCAUGUGCUCGACUUUGAUUUUGAGAAGCUGUGUUCUGUGUCAUUAUCACACAUCAAUGUGUAUGCUUGCUUGGUGUGCGGAAAGUAUUUUCAAGGACGUGGACGUCGCUCUCAUGCUUACACACACAGUGUACAAGUUGAUCAUCAUGUGUUUCUUAAUCUUCAUACACUCAAGUUUUACUGUUUACCUGAUAACUAUGAAGUUAUUGACUCUUCUUUAGAUGAUAUAAAGUAUGUUUUAAACCCAACGUUUACCAAAAAUGAUAUUACGCAGUUGGAUAAAUCAGCAAAGCUGUCCAGAGCUUUUGAUGGCACAACCUAUCUACCUGGAAUUGUUGGACUGAAUAAUAUCAAAGCAAAUGAUUACUUGAAUGUAGUAUUACAGGCUUUGGCAUUCGUCCCACCAAUCCGUGAUUUUUUUCUUCGAGAAGAAAACUAUCAAAGCAUCAAGCGUCCUCCUGGUGAUAUCAUGUUCCCUCUCGUAAACAGGUUUGGAGAGCUAAUUAGAAAAAUUUGGAAUCCACGUAACUUCAAAGCUCAUGUCAGCCCUCAUGAGAUGUUGCAGGCUGUGGUGCUUUGUAGCAAAAAGAGAUUCCAGUUUACUGAACAAGGUGAUCCUGUGGAAUUUUUGUCUUGGUUUCUUAACUCUCUGCACACAACUCUUGGUGGAACAAAGAAAGCAACUAGCAGUGUUGUUUACAAAACAUUUCGAGGCAAGAUGAAUGUAACAUCUCGAAAACUUCCCCAGACUGAGAAUGAGGAAGAAACGAAAAAGGUUGUGGAUGAAGAAGAAUAUAAAGAAACUACAACUGUUUCUCCCUACAUGUACUUGAUGUUGGAUAUUCCACCAUCGCCCCUGUACAAGGAUGAAUAUCAGCAGAACAUCAUUCCACAGGUGCCAUUGUUCCAGCUUUUAAGCAAAUUUGAUGGCAAAUCAGAAAAGGAAUAUAAAACAUACAAGGAAACAUUUGUAAAGAAGUUUGAACUCACAAAGUUACCAAAAUAUCUGAUCAUGUGUGUUAAGAGAUUUACAAAGAACAUGUUCUUCGUGGAGAAGAAUCCCACUGUUGUGAACUUUCCAGUCAAGGGGGUGGACAUGGCAGAGUUCCUGGUAUCAGACCCAGCUGUGCAAGAUGCUCAUCCCCACACUCAGUAUGAUCUGAUUGCAAAUGUUUGUCAUGAAGGAGAGCCAAGCAAAGGUGCUGGAACUUUCAAAGUUCACAUCCUACACAAAGGUGCAAACAAGUGGUUUGAACUCCAAGAUCUUCAUGUUAAAGAGAUUUUGCCUCAAGUGAUAACUCUCUCUGAUUCAUAUAUACAGAUUUAUGAGUUACAAAAGGAAAAAGCACCGAUGGAUACUGUCUAGUCAGGUAGAAAAGAAAAAAGUGGCAAUAGGUUAGAUACCAUGAGCAUGAACCAGAAAUAAAGAACUUAAAUGCUGUAGCUAUGGAGUUUCAAGACACUUUUUCAGCUGACAGAAACCAACACAGUUCAAUACUGCAGAUGCAAAGUGCAAAUAAAGUUAACUGACAAAUCCAGUCUUACCAUUUUGGCGUGGUAUCUGUGGUGUUCUCCAAAAAGGCCUGAAGGAUGUGGUAUUGCUCUGUUUAUUUUCACGUUCAGCCUCAAAGACGCUCCUUUUGUUGUUGUUGUUGUUUAUAAAUGCUUCAUGUUAGUGUAAGUUUUAUUUUUUUUAUGGAAUAGAUAUUUUUGACCGGUGUUCUCUCUUUCACGGAACCUGCAUUCGGCAAGACUUAAGUUUGUUAUACUCAUCUGUAAUUUAAUUUCAUGACAUGUGAUAAAUAAAAACCCAAACUUUGUGCUAAA
This is a messenger RNA of Pocillopora damicornis (cauliflower coral), 1979 nucleotides long. RefSeq names its product ubiquitin carboxyl-terminal hydrolase 39. The record is from RefSeq and is a predicted model, not a curated record. Gene Ontology annotation, molecular function: cysteine-type deubiquitinase activity; zinc ion binding. Lineage: Eukaryota; Metazoa; Cnidaria; Anthozoa; Scleractinia; Pocilloporidae. Gene Ontology annotation, biological process: spliceosomal complex assembly; mRNA processing; protein deubiquitination.